Molecule: messenger RNA, 2522 nt
Organism: Nyctereutes procyonoides (raccoon dog)
Lineage: Eukaryota; Metazoa; Chordata; Mammalia; Carnivora; Canidae
Product: proto-oncogene FRAT1-like
Exons: 1
Coding region: 84-950 (288 amino acids)
Biological process (GO): positive regulation of canonical Wnt signaling pathway
Cellular component (GO): cytoplasm
Source: RefSeq, a predicted model, not a curated record
GCUCCGCCGCGGCCCUCCGAGCCCCGCCGGCCGCCGAGCCGCCAGCGCCGGCCGCACAGCGCCGGGUGCCCGGGCGGGGGGCCAUGCCGUGCCGGAGGGAGGAGGAAGAGGAAGCCGGCGAGGAAGCGGAGGGGGAGGCGGAGGAGGAGGAGGAGGAGGACAGCUUCCUCCUGCUGGAGCAGUCGGUGACGCUGGGCGGCUCGGGCGAGGUGGACCUGCUGGUGGCCCAGAUCGGCGAGACGCUGCAGCUGGACGCGGCGCAGGACAGCCCGGCCUCCCCGUGCGCGCCCCCGGGGCCGCCGCUGCAGCCCCCGCAGCCCCCGCAGCCCCCGCGGCCCCCGGCGGCCGUGCGGGCGGACAAGGCCCGGCCCCCCGCGCUGCCGCUGCUUCUGCCGCCCGCGCGGGCCGAGGCGGUGGGCCCGGCGCCCCCGGGGGCCCUGCGCUGCGCCCUCGGGGACCGCGGCCGCGUGCGGGGUCGGGCUGCGCCCUACUUCGUGGCCGAGCUCGCCGCGGGCCCCAGCGCGUUGUCGCCGCUGGCCCCUCAGCCCGGCCUUGACGGGCCCUCGGGAGCGGACAAGCGGGCCGCGCCGCAGCCGCUGUCGGGCCCGUGCCGGCGAGGGUGGCUGCGGGGCGCCGCCGCCUCCCGCCGCCUCCAGCAGCGACGCGGGCCCCAGCCCGAAUCCCGCACGGGCGACGACGACCCGCACCGGCUCCUGCAGCAGCUGGUGCUCUCGGGGAACCUCAUCAAGGAAGCGGUGCGGAGGCUUCAUUCGCGACGGCUGCAGAUACACGCAAAGCUUCCCCAGCGCCCGCUCUCCGGGCCGCUGUCGGCCCCGGUGCAUGAGCCCCCUUCUCCGCGCAGCCCUCGGGCGGCCUGCAGCUACUCCGGCGCGUCCGGGAGGAGCGCGCAGCCCCGAACUGGCGACGGCGUUCCUGUGCCUGGCAGCUAACACCCCGGGAGUGGCCACAGCGCCAGCCUCUGCCUGGAGGGCAGGGGAGCCCCCUGAGGGCUAGCUACAUCCCUACUCGGACUGGUGAACUCGCGUUUUGGAAGCGGGAAAAUAAGCUAAUGCAGACGAGGAAGGAAAAACCGCGAAUGUUUUCGCGGGGAACUAAUGGAGGGCCCCCGAUGCGUUUGGAAAACAGAAGAACUUGGGUGCCCUAUUUGAGGCAGAUUACAGAGCGCACCCCAAGCUCACAUCCAGUGGUACUCCCCGUUCGGCGUGGCCAGCCCCAGCGGUGCAGCGAGCAGAUCCACGCAGCCGAGCCAGUGGGACCCUCCAGGACCCUCCAGCCCAGCGACCAUGUGGCCACGUUCCACGCGUCUCUGAUCGCCGCGCGCCCAAAGGACGAGGAUGACCCCAGUUACUUGCUUUACCUUUUCAGGGCUGGUUCCUGAUCCACUUUGGGGGAGGGGAACAUGAGUCAGACCAUCAUUUCAGGGAGAACCUCAAACUGCCAGACUUGAAAAAUUUACGACUCUUUAAAAAACCCGUCUUGUGUCUUGUGGGUGCUGGUUCUUAACGCAAAACACGCGGUGCCAUCAAAGGACCUUUUUUGGGAGUUGAAUGGGAGUAAGGUUCGCGCUGCCUCCGCGGUGCGAGCGGGGGGCGGGGGGGCUGCGCGCCGGCGAGGGGAGGCGGGGGCGGCGGUGCCGCGGCCCGGGGAAGUGGGAGUCGGCGAAGUCUUCCUCUCUGGGAGAUUUUCACUGCCGUCCCCCUCCUCGGGUUCAAGGUCAGGGUUCCCCCAGCGCCCGCGGGGGUGCGGGGCUCCAGGAGAGCGGAAGAGUUGCCGGGUUCCGCCUGUACCCGGGAGAAGCGCCCGGGGCUGUGCAAGUGCUGGAGUCUUCUGAGGACGCGCGCCGAAGGGGACGGGCCGGGCCGGUCGGUGCCCACCGCGGCCCGCCGCGCCCCGGGCUUUCAGAGAGUGCCCCGAGCCUCAGCCUCGGUCGGGCAGCCCCCCCCCCCCGCCCCACCUCCCCGCCUCGGCUCGGCUCGGCUCGGCUCGGCGGUCCCACUCCAAGCGGGUGGCGCUGGCGCUCCUUGGGGCCCGGGCUGGGGGCUGGGGAGACGCCACGUGACGGGCACUCCGGGGACACAGCCUCGCACAGCAGCUUAUAAUGGACUCUCCGGGGCCAUUUGCAAUAACAGCUGCAAUUCCCUGGAUACACGGAGUUGGUUUCCUCCCUCCGCCCCUCCCCCAGCCAUGCCAGCUCGCCUUUGUAAGUGAAGGAAACCGAGUAGAAAAUGUGACCCUCCAAACGGAGAAGCUGCAGGCUUUGCCAUUGUGAGCCGUGGUGAAGUGCGUUUAGCAUACUUUUCACUUACUCUUGAGGGAUCUAAAUCCGUUUUGUUGGUGUUUAAGUUUUAAAAGAUUCAAUGGCUUGUUCAUCAUCCAGAUGUGGCUAUUGAGGUAUCUACACUUCGCACCGGAGUGUCUGGAAUUGUGGCUAUCCUGAUUAUAGGAUUUUAACUUAACUGAAAUACUUGUUUUUAAUAAAUGCAUUGGGUUUUUUGGUUUGG